Messenger RNA from Amphibalanus amphitrite, 1263 nucleotides. RefSeq lists its product as uncharacterized. The coding region runs from base 145 to 891 and encodes 248 amino acids. The record is from RefSeq and is a predicted model, not a curated record. NCBI's taxonomy places the organism in Eukaryota, Metazoa, Arthropoda, Thecostraca, Balanomorpha, Balanidae. The transcript is spliced from 2 exons.
UCGACUCCAGUCACCGGGCAGACACACUCACUCACAGACACUCACACAAACACUCACACUCAGACCACACCGACACCGACACAACUACAGAUAGACACAGGAAGAGGACUUGAUAGACAAACACACAGACUCAACCAGACGGUGAUGGCGCGUCUGCUGGUGCUGCUGGUGGCCGGCGCCGUCUGCACGGCCGCCCUGCCCUCGCCCGACGGACGGCCGCAGCACGCGCCUCCGCCGGUCAUCGCUCCGUCGUACGACGCGCCGGCGCCGGCCGCCGGCUACGGCACGCCCGCCUGCGAGCCGCGCACUCACUACGUCACCAUUACCUCGACCAAGAUCGACUUUGAGACCCAGUACAACACGUACACGGCGCUGGAGCCGACCACGCGCUACCAGCAGGUUACCGAGACCCAGUACCAGCCGAGUACCGUGUACCACUCGCAGUACGUGACAGCGUACGGCGCGCCGGAGGUCAAGGUCAGCACCAAGGUGCUCUACGACACCAAGUACGUCACCGAGCACCAGUACCUGACCGAGACGGUGUUUGUGAUGCAGACCAAGACGGCCUACUACACGGACGUGGUGGCCGUGCAGCAGUACUACACGGAGACGGCCCGGGUGCCCUACUACGUGACGCGGACGGCCUACCACAGCCAGGCGUACCCCGAGUACCGCUACGUCACCGAGACCAAGCUCAGCUACGAGUACAUCACCGAGACGCAGCAGGUGCCCUACUACGUCACGCAGACCAUCACCAACGCCUACCCCGAGUACAAGCAGGUCUACCACACGGAGACGCAGCACCAGUAUGUGACGGUGACGAGCACCCAGUACCAGAACCAGUACGUCACCGUGUGCCCCAAGCCGACGUACCCCAGCUACGGCAAGUAGGAGCCGCCGCCGACCGGCCGGGCGCGGCUCUGACCGCGGAGCCGCAUCGCCCCAGUCGCUGGUCCGCCAAUCAGCUGGUCUUUAUCUGUGAUGUGUGUGAUGUACUGUGAUGUGUGUGGUCGGGUGAGUUUAUACUGUAUGUGUACCAUGUGAUUGUGUAGGUGGGGAGGGGUCACGGGUCGGCUGGUCCGCCCGCUCUGGUCAACAUUGUUCCUCUGACGGUGUUAUUGUUGUGUGGGAAUUCGCGCCCUGCCAUGUGAGACUUGUUAUACAUGCUGACUCGCUGUGAUUUAUCAUGCUGCAACAACGCUACGUGUUACGAUGAUGUACUCCGAAAUGAAAUUUCGUUUUAUAAUAAAAUGUACAACAAUA